Messenger RNA from Dichomitus squalens LYAD-421 SS1, 1134 nucleotides. RefSeq names its product cyclophilin-like protein. NCBI's taxonomy places the organism in Eukaryota, Fungi, Basidiomycota, Agaricomycetes, Polyporales, Polyporaceae. Bases 1 to 1134 code for a protein of 377 amino acids. Gene Ontology annotation, biological process: protein folding; protein peptidyl-prolyl isomerization; protein polyubiquitination. The transcript is spliced from 6 exons. The record is from RefSeq and is a predicted model, not a curated record. Gene Ontology annotation, cellular component: catalytic step 2 spliceosome. Gene Ontology annotation, molecular function: ubiquitin-ubiquitin ligase activity; peptidyl-prolyl cis-trans isomerase activity.
AUGGGGCACGGCAAUUCAAACAAGCUCUAUGUCACGCAUGCCGAGCACUCCGGGAUGUUUGGGCAACAUACCGCUUCCUCUGCUGGACACAAGGCGCAGCACAACAACAUCAACCCUGUAACGCAGGAGCCUCUUCAGCCGUCCGACCUCAUCACCCUCCACUACGCUCGGAAACCCUCGGGAGAGAUUCAUGACCCCAUCUCAUUUAAGCCAUUCAGCGAGCACUCGCACAUUGUUGCUAUCGCCACCACAGGCAACGUGUUCUUAGCGGAGAGUACCAAAGGUGGGCGUGACCUCGUAGCAGAUGUCAAGUUCAAAAAGGAGGAUGUCAUCACCCUUCAAAAUCCUCAUGGACUACCUCCCGCAUCUGUACCCAGUAGACCAAUGCAGCCUCCGAGCGCUGAGAAGGCGGAUAAAAGCAAAACUAUGGCGGUGAAGCCUGCACCUGGAGGUCCUCUCGCGAAGGCUAAGGCGGUCACUCCCUGGAACGCCUCUCCUUACUCCACGGGCCUUCCCGGAGCCUCGCUCACUUCCACCUCCGUCGACCCGCAAACACAAAGCUCGCAAUUACUCUGGGACGAGGAGGAACUGAUGUUCGACGAGUUUGCGAACCCACCGAAAGGCAAGGGCAAGGAGAAGGACGUGGGCAAGCGACGUGCAUAUGUUCGUGUCAUCACUAGCCUGGGCGGCGGGGGUCUCAAUAUCGAGCUCUACUGCGAGAAGGCUCCAAAAACGUGUUACAACUUCCUGCAGCUGGCGAAAGCCGGGAAGUACAACGACUGUCUCUUCCAUCGACUGGUCCCUGGCUUCAUGGUCCAGACUGGUGACCCGACAGGAACAGGCUCUGGCGGCGAGUCAUGUUGGGGCACGCCAUUCCGUGACGAGUACGACCUCCGCAACGCGGCCAAGCACGAUAGUCGAGGUAUCGUUGCGAUGGCGAACAAAGGUCCGGCCACAAAUGGCUCGCAGUUCUACAUCACGUUCCGUGCAACGCCAAAUCUAGACAAGAAGCAUACGGUAUUCGGCAAGCUUGUCGGUGGUGAGGAUGUGCUCGACGCGCUUGAAGGGUUGCCUGUGAAGCCCGGCACGGAGCGACCAGCGAAGCAGGUCCGCAUCACCGAGGUCGUAAUGUAA